Messenger RNA from Acanthosepion pharaonis, 1026 nucleotides. NCBI's taxonomy places the organism in Eukaryota, Metazoa, Mollusca, Cephalopoda, Sepiida, Sepiidae. The record is from the annotation of a GenBank genome assembly.
AUGACCUUCAAGCAACCAUCAUUUUCCAGCAACAUGGGAGCUGUUCCCAAUUCUCUCUCCGAGGUAGCUGUUCCCAAUUCUCUCGCCGAGGGAGCUGUUCCCAAUUCUCUCUCCGAGGUAGCUAUUCUCAAUUCUCUCUCCGAGGUAGCUGUUCCCAAUUCUCUCUCCGAGGUAGCUGUUCCCAAUUCUUUCUCCGAGAUAGCUGUUCCCAAUUCUCUCUCCGAGGUAGCUAUUUUCAAUUCUCUCUCCGAGGUAGCUAUUCUCAAUUCUCUCUCCGAGGUAGCUGUUCUCAAUUCUCACGCCGAGGUAGCUGUUUCAAAUUCUCUCUCCGAGGUAGCUAUUCUCAAUUCUCUCGCCGAGGUAGCUGUUCCCAAUUCUCUUUCCGAGGUAGAUGUUCCCAAUUCUCUCUCCAAGGUAGCUGUUCCCAAUUCUCUCUCCGAGGUAGCUAUUUUCAAUUCUCUUUCCGAGGUAGCUGUUCCCAAUUCUCUCUCCGAGGUAGCUAUUCUCAAUUUUCUCUCCGAGGUAGCUGUUCCAAAUUCUCUCUCCGAGGUAGCUAUUCUCAAUUUUCUCUCCGAGGUAGCUGUUCCCAAUUCUCUCUCCGAGGUAGCUAUUCUCAAUUCUCUCUCCGAGGUAGCUAUUCUCAAUUCUCUCUCCGAGGUAGCUGUUCUCAAUUAUCUCGCCGAGGUAUCUGUUCCCAAUUCUCUUUCCGAGGUAGCUGUUCCCAAUUCUCUCUCCGAGGUAGCUAUUUUCAAUUCUCUCUCCGAGGUAGCUAUUCUCAAUUUUCGCUCCGAGGUAGCUGUUCCAAAUUGUCUCUCCGAGGUAGCUGUUCUCAAUUGUCUCUCCGAGGUAGCUGUUCUCAAUUCUCUUGCCGUAGUAAUUGUUCUCAAUUCUUUCGCCGGGGGAGUUGUUCUGAAUUCUCUUCGAUAUAACUGUUCUCAAUUCUUUCACCGGAAUAUUUAUAUCACAAAUCUUUCUCAUGCCGGAUGCGGAUGUGCAUGGGAGGUCAUUUGUUUUUCUAUUCGGUGA